AUGUUGCACGUUGAAUCCCCUAUUGGAGUUGGAUUUUCCUACACAAACACAAGCUCGAACUACAUUUGGCGGAAUGUUACUAGGACCGGGUACUACGUUCCAGAACUUGCAGCAUUGUUGCUUGAGCAUAAUCAGAAACCAAACAAUAGACCCAUCAAGCUCAAAGCAAUUGCUCUUGGAAAUCCACUUUUAGACCUACACAUUAGUGUACUUGCUGGUGAUUAUUUGUGGUCACAUGGUGCAAUAUCGGAUCACACAUUAACUUUGGAGAGGACAGUUUGUAAUGACUCCAAGUACAUGAGGGAGUAUGCUCACAGUCAAUGGUCUCAGAUUGCUAGGAGGGAAACCAAAGCAGAUCCAUGCCUAAAAUCCAGGAUUCUUAAAUAUCUAAACAAACCUCAAUUUCAGAAGGCUCCCCAUGCUAACACAACAAACCUUCCAUUCCAUUGA
This is a messenger RNA of Ilex paraguariensis (yerba mate), 450 nucleotides long. The record is from the annotation of a GenBank genome assembly. NCBI's taxonomy places the organism in Eukaryota, Viridiplantae, Streptophyta, Magnoliopsida, Aquifoliales, Aquifoliaceae.